Molecule: messenger RNA, 3288 nt
Organism: Aspergillus calidoustus
Lineage: Eukaryota; Fungi; Ascomycota; Eurotiomycetes; Eurotiales; Aspergillaceae
Source: the annotation of a GenBank genome assembly
AUGGGAACCAUGAAGGGAGGCGUCCUCUCGCCAACAUCGACCUGCCACACGUUUGACAUUUCCGCCGACGGAUACGGACGAGCCGAAGGCGUCAACGCCGUCUACGUCAAGCGACUCUCCAGCGCUAUCCGGGCAGGGGACAAUAUUCGUGCCAUUAUCCGCUCAACAGCAGUUAAUGCAGAUGGACACACUCCAGGGAUUUCGUUACCGAGCACUGAUGCCCAGGAAAAGGUUAUCCGCAAGGCCUACGCCAAAGCUGGCCUGGACUUUGCCGACACCGACUAUGUGGAAUGCCAUGGAACCGGCACUGCAGGGGUCAAGACAAAUCUCGGCCAUAGCGAGGCGGCCAGUGGUCUCACAUCUAUCAUGAAAGUGGUGGUUGCGUUUGAACAUGGGCUUAUUCCGCCAACGCACGGCGUCGUCAGCAUUAACCCUAACUUAAAACUCCGGGAGCGAAACAUGAAGGUCGUUCAACAGCAGACGAAAUGGCCACGUACUCUUCGUCGAGCUAGUGUCAACUCCUUUGGCUAUGGAGGCGCCAACGCCCACAUCAUCAUGGAGUCGGUCGAUAGUUACCUGAACGACACUGCUGAGAUCGUGGAGCCCAUCCACAACGAGCACGACGACCAAGCCAUCGUUUUGCCCGUCACUGCUUCGUCCUCCAAGUCUCUGGACACGCGCGUCGAGCAGCUUACCCGGCAAAUUAUCCCCACGUGUGAUGCCAGCACGCUUCGGCGUCUGGCAAUUACCCUUCAGCGACAUUCCAACCUGCGUGUGCGAAGAUUUUUGCUGGCCAAAGCAAAGUCACCUGCAGGCCCUGUCGAGUUAGUGGAUCUUUCAGAGGAUGCUGCGGGCAGUGUCCUCAACGGGGAGCCCCUGCCCUUUGCCUUUGUAUUCACUGGCCAAGGGGCGCAGUAUGCCGGCAUGGCAAAGGAGCUGCUCUCCCUUAAUACUGACUUUCGCACAACAAUCCGCUCAUUAAACCAAACUCUCCUCAACCUGCCGGCCGAGCAUGCUCCAUUACAAACAUUAGAAGAAUGUAGCCUCGAUAGUAGCCCUAGAAGCCGUGUCAACGAUGUCAUUGUGAGCCAGCCCCUGUGUACCGCCAUCCAGCUUGGCCUCAUCAGUGUCCUGCGUGCCUGGGGUAUAAACCCCUCAGCUGUCGUGGGUCACUCGUCUGGCGAGAUUGCAGCAGCGUAUGCAGCAGGCCUUCUCACAAUGUCGGAAGCAAUCCUGGCUGCCUACUUCCGAGGCUACGCCGCCAGCAAGCUGCAAUCAAGAGGUGUCCUAACGAGCGUCACCCUUAGUGGAGAGUUGGCCGGUAUUGAAACAUUAUUGAGCAGUCUUAAGUCGCAAGGCACGUUUGCCCGGAAACUGGAGACUGGUGGGCGUGCGUACCAUUCGCACAUGAUGGCUGAGGUUGGCGAAAUAUAUCAAAGCCUGCUCAGCCCACACAUUUCGAGCAAACGAUUGACUACCGGGGUCAACAAGGUGAUCAUGUACUCAUCUGUCGGACACAAUAGUGAAUAUCUUCGACUUUUGGACAGCAGUGUGAAGAUUGACAUGGCUGUCUACUGGCGAGAGAACCUCGAGCAGCCAGUUCAGUUCAGUGCCGCACUGACGAAUCUGGCAGCCAGCGGAAAGCACCACUUACUCGUGCUGGGACCUCACGCAGCUCUCAAGGGACCGAUCAAGCAGAUCCGGACGGCCAUCAAGAAGGACACACACUGCCUUCCGUAUACACCGACACUGCUUCGCAAUCAGGGCGCAGACAUCUCCAUCAAUCAACUCGCUGGCACCCUCUUUGCUCACGGCCAUGCCUUGGACUGGGGGCGAGUACAGCAGACGGACACGGUCAUUCCAGGGGCUCUAUCCCGCAUGUUGCAUGAUCUUCUCCCAUAUCACUGGAACUACUCUGCCACGGCCGGAAAGCUGUGGUUUGAGCCGCGCCAGAGUGUGGAAAUCCGCAGUCGGAAGCAUGUCCGCCACGAGCUGCUCGGUACAGGAUCGGUGGCCGGUGACGGUAUUCACUGGAGCUGGCGGAACAUCCUGCAUCUCAACGAGGCUCCAUGGUUGCGAGAUCACCGGCUUGAGGAUCAGAUUGUCUUUCCUGGGGCAGGAUACCUUGCCCUGGCUAUCGAAGCCAUUACACAAAUGCAAGGCCUGACAGAGAAGCGCCCAGAGAAUGUGCUCUUUGAAUUCCGCCAGGUGUAUAUCCGCGAGGCUCUGAUCCUGCCUGAUAGUGGCGAUGGCACUGCCGGUGCAUAUUCUCGCGAAUUGCACACUAUGCUAUCGCCGCUGGCACUGACAGCACUGAACUCGUCGGCUGACUGGCACGAGUUCAGCAUCUCGUCCUGGAUUUCCGGCGAGACGACGACGCAUUGUACUGGCCGUCUACGUCUCGUACCGCGGCCAGACGCCCGGCAGACCAUGGGGACUGUCACUGUCAGGAACCGCGAGAGCUACGAGGUCUGGGGAAUGUUUAAGUGGUAUAAGAGGCUGCAGGAAGAUGGCCUCGCCUUUGGCCCUGAAUUCCAAUCCUUGACAAGUUUACAGACCGACUGUAAUCGCCUGCGUACUGAGGUGGUAUCGACGACUCAUCUGAGCCCACCAAUUGGACGCCAGGGGGACACCUCCUACCUGGUACAUCUCAUCACCAUCGACGCCUGUCUUCAAACUGCUCUGAUGGGAGUGACUGCCGGAAACCUUGACCAGCUGCGCGCACACAUGCCCGUGUCGAUUGGAUCUUGUCGUAUUAUCAUCUCGUCCCAGCAGACAGUCGACUCUACAGAGGAAGUUGAGAUCCACACUCGCUCAAUACCAACUGGGCUCUCUACAUGCCGUGUUGACUGCACGCUACGCACUGGACCUGAAGAUAAGCCUGUAAUUGAUCUUCAAGAUGUGCGGUUGGAACAGUAUAACGGCAAGCAGGUCCGUCCCUUCCAGGGCGGACAGUCAGUUUUUGAGAAGCGAUAUCCAUGCCUGGAAGUGCAGUGGAAGCCAGAUAUUCAACGACUAGCUGUCGUCGCGGAUGAUGCACUGCGCAAGUACGUGGCGGACUUUGUACAGAAACUGUCUCCCGAUCUGGUCGAUAGCACUAGUCUCCCAGUAAUUGCAGCCCUAGUCGACCUGGCCGGGCACCGUCUGCCCCGGAUGCGCAUUCUAGAGCUGGGCAGCAGCGAGUGCGUUUGCAAGGCCAAGCAUCUGCUUGAUCUUCUUGACAAGGAGAGGCGUUUCCCCGGUGUCGCUCAUGGCAUAAGGGCGCCAUCGAAGCCAAUGGGGAUGUGA